AUGUGUUCUUUCUUCAAUCUACUCCAGAAUCCAACUAUCAAGAAGAAGGUUAUCUUAAGUAUGAACUCCGAAGACUAUCAUAGAGACGUUGACGUCUCUCUGCAUUAUCAUCGCCGGGCUUGCAGGCUUCGCCAGCAACUCGAUUUUCCGCCUCACUUUCAUAUUGGCCACUCGCGAUGGGGUGUCAUCGAUUUUGUGCCUAUUACCAACUUCCCCGACAUUCGAAGUCAAUAUAUUGCCGAAACCCAGAAAUAUGGCAACUUAAUGGUAACUCCACGUGAAGACAUUCGUGUUGGGAUAUAUGUGCAACUGGAUCAUCUGCAUGGCCUCAACAUAGAUAGCACUCAUGCGUCUGUUAAUAUCUCACAUGCUGCAAGAAUCCUCGUGCCGCUUGCUUCGAAAGAAGGGAGCAUAAAUCUUAACCUAGCCGAGCGAGCCUCUAAGAUUGCCUGUGUCCUCAAGGGCCACGACCCAGCUCUUCUGCAAACAUACGCCAAAGAGAGACUGCCUAUCGCGAAAAGACUUAUUGAAAUCGCCGCGAUGUUCUGCGACAGAUUAGCUGAGCAUUUCGCAGAGUAUGUGUGGCAUUUCAACGUAUCUUCAAUCACUUAG
Trichoderma asperellum CBS 433.97 is the source of this 612-nucleotide messenger RNA. Lineage: Eukaryota; Fungi; Ascomycota; Sordariomycetes; Hypocreales; Hypocreaceae. The record is from RefSeq and is a predicted model, not a curated record.